AUGAGUAUCGGAACUGGAGAAGUGCGUGCCCCAGUUUCCCAGGGACGGUUUAGGCAGCUGUCUCCACCCCAGACUUCCGGUUCCUGUCCUCGAAAUAGGGCUGCAGCCACUAUGGAGGAACCGGAGAUGCAGCUCAAGGGGAAGAAAGUAACAGACAAGUUCACUGAGAGUGUCUACGUCCUGGCCAACGAGCCAUCCGUGGCCCUGUACCGGCUGCAGGAGCAUGUGCGCCGCUCUCUGCCCGAGCUGGCCCAGCAUAAGGCUGACAUGCAGCGGUGGGAGGAGCAGAGCCAGGGAGCCAUCUACACGGUGGAGUACGCCUGCAGCGCCGUGAAGAACCUUGUCGACAGCAGCGUCUACUUCCGCAGUGUGGAGGGCCUCCUCAAACAGGCCAUCAUGGACAACGUGGCCCUGCAGCUUCUCGCUGGAGCUGCCAGAGCAGACACCACAGUUUGA
Physeter macrocephalus (sperm whale) is the source of this 456-nucleotide messenger RNA. It is a transcript of the gene BORCS8, whose product is annotated as Bprotein-1 related complex subunit 8. The record is from RefSeq and is a predicted model, not a curated record. The transcript is spliced from 5 exons. Bases 1 to 456 code for a protein of 151 amino acids. NCBI's taxonomy places the organism in Eukaryota, Metazoa, Chordata, Mammalia, Artiodactyla, Physeteridae. Gene Ontology annotation, cellular component: BORC complex.